AUGAAAGUACUAUCAAUUAUUUUACUGACAAUUGCCGCAGCGGCUAAUUCUGAAAACCUGUGUCCUAAAAUACAAGAAGUUGAUUGGAAAGUAGAACUGCUGUUACCACACAGGUACUGCAACAAGUUCUAUCAAUGUACUCACGGUCAGCCGGUGGAGAUGUCAUGUCCACCAGGGAGUUACUUCAGCAUAACCGACCAGGUUUGCACCUGGAGGGAAAAUGUUGAUUGUGCAAAUAGAAUAACUAUUGAAGAUUCGAAGCCAGAUGACGGGAAAAGCGAAGAAGUAGAUAGACCUGUUUUGCCUAUUAUAGAAUUUCAUCCAAAUGGUUGCCCGGUAAAUGAUGAAAUACAUUGGUUGUUGCCUCACGAGAGAAGUUGCAGUCUAUUUUAUUAUUGUGUGCAGGGUGAGAGAGAUAUCAGACGAUGUCCGUUUUGGUUGCAUUUUAACAGGAAGCUUCAGGUUUGUGACUGGCCAAGAAACGCUGGUUGUAUCGAGUUUGCAGAGUAA
Parnassius apollo (apollo) is the source of this 510-nucleotide messenger RNA. The record is from the annotation of a GenBank genome assembly. NCBI's taxonomy places the organism in Eukaryota, Metazoa, Arthropoda, Insecta, Lepidoptera, Papilionidae.